AUGCAGGACCGAUUCCAGACGGUCAGCACGGCGGAGUUUGUCAAGUGCUUCGCAUACAACUGCCUUGGAGCGCGCGUGUGGAUCCUGAUGGUUGCGGCUCCCGUCACCGUUGUGUUCACCUGGCUGACUCUGGAGCAGAGGCGUGAGCCAAUGGAGAUCUACAUUGACAGGGAGGAAUACUGGAAGCACUUCAAGGACUACUACUAUGGCGUCUACUUUGAUCACCACCACUACUCCCACAUGCUCUGCCACCGCCGUGCACACAAGUGGGGCUAUGCGGGCCAGGACAUCACUCUCGAGGGCCUCGCGGAGCUCACGCCUCGCGCGGCGCGCACGCCAAUGGCGAUGCCGCCGGAGCCGAGUCUGAGUGAGCCGCUGGUGCGCCUGAAGACCACCAGCCUGCAGAGUGUGGUGAGUUGGCUGCACAGCGUGGUUCAGGCGUUCUCCUCCAAUCUGGAGGCGGAGAAGCGCCUCUGGGAUUCUCAGGCGCAGGAGCUGCGUGCAGAGGGCCUGGAGCUGCGGCGGAGGGUGCAGGAUCUCGAGUCUGGCCGCGGGCCGGAUACGGGGCAGCGGCCGGAGUCCGUUCCGGACCUGGGCGAGCAGCUUCGGGAGUUGGAGCGGCGCCUAGAUCGGCACCUGGGGCGGGAGGAGCUGCGGCGCAGUUCGGCGGAGGAGAGGCUGUCUUCGGCGCGCUUGGACGGCCUGCAGCAAGAGAUCUCUGCUUGCCUCAAGGUGGAAGACAUGGACGCCGUGCGGCAGGACUUGAGGAGAAGCCUGGACACACUGGUAGAAGACAAGGCACAAGAGGUGAGCCUCCACUUAAAGCAGCAGCUGGCGGACAGCAGCGAGCAGCUGUCGGAGAUGCUGCAGGCCCACUCUUCCGCGCAGGGGGAGAGGCUGAGGAUUUGCGAGGAUCGCCUGGCCAAGUUGGCCUUUGGAGCAUUGCAGGCAACCGAGCCCCAGGAGGAGGAUCAGAGGAGGCCAGGCUCCACGGGCAGCGGCUGCAGCAACGCCGGGGGGGCCUCCGUGGAGUCCCGGGUGGCGCGCCUGGAGAGGAACUUUAAGGGCCUCGCCGCCUGGGCCUCCACCGGGGACGCCCAGCGCCUGGAGGAGGUGGCCGCAGCCGCCAAGCAGGCCCAGGCGGACGCCCGCCGCUGGAGCGAGCGAGUGCAGCAGCUUGAGGCGCGGCUCAGCCUUCCUGCGCCGGCGAAUUCGGCUCAGAGCGUCGAGCCCUUGGGCGACGACCGUGCCCUUGCGCUGGAGCGUCACCUGUACGAGCUGGACGCGGAGGUGCGGCAGUUGCAGGAGAAUCUCCCAUCGCGGAUCUCGGAGGAUGAGAAGGUCCACAGUGGCAUCCUCGAAGAAGUGCACAGGGAUUUGCUGGGCCCCGUGGCCGCGUCAAGUCGAGGCAGCCUCCUCCAGGCGAGCCCAGCCAGCCUUGUGGCAAGCCCUGAGAUGAGCGUUGAGGCAAAAGAGACUGCAGCUGAAGUUGCGGCUCUACGCACAAAGCUGCAAGCCUUGACAAAGCAGCAGGACGACAGGAGCUGGCACUUGGAGCAGGAGCUGCGAAAGCUGGAGCAAGAGUUGCGAAAGCUGCAGCUGCAGGUGCAGCUCGCUGGCGGCGCAGGCGAGGCCGGAGAGGGUCUCCCCACCUCUUCCCUGGCGAUGCUGGCGAGCCAUGACGAGGAGCUCAAGAACCUGGCCGCAAGUGUCGCAACGUUGGCAGCGCGCAAGGAAACCGCCCCAGACGCUACGGCCGGUGCAGUGCAGCGAGCGGAGCAGGCCGAGCGCCGUGUUGCCAGCUUGGCCAAUGAGGUCGCCCGGCUGGCGCAAGACUUGGCCAAGGUUGCGGGAGACCAGAACCCGCAGGAGUUGGAUAAGGAGACUCUGCAGGAUGUGCGGAAGGACUUGCUGGACAUGGGCAGCUUCCUGGAAGAGCCAGAGGACUCAACUGCAGCGGCUGCAGAUGCUGCGGCGCCUGCGGAGCCUGCGGCGCCGGCGCCAGCGCAGGAAGAUCCGCGCACUGAUCCCGAGGGCGUGCUGCAGCGGCUGGAGGCGCUCGAGGCGAAGGCGGCCGAGGCGCAGGCGGCUCAGGCAGCACAAGCGGCGCAGGCGGCCCCAGCCCAGGCAGAGGCCGCAACAGCUGGAGGCUGCGCGGAGGCGCAAAAAGCCCUGGAGAGGUGUGAGGAGUUGGAGCGACAGGUCAAGAGCCUUGAGAGGAGCCCUGAGGGCAAGGAUGAGGCUCAGGACAGUGGCCCGGCUCCGGUUGGAGGUGAAGAGCUGGCGAAGCAGGCCGUGUUGCAGGGCAACGAGGUGGCUGACUUGGUAGCAUCGCUACAGCAGUGCGGCUCUGAGCACGAAGAGCUGCGGAGUGAGGUGCAAAAGCUGAAGGAGAUGUUCGCAAAGGCUGACUCUGGCUCAAAGCAGGAGGCUGCAGAGGCUGAUGCUGCCACAAAGAAGCAGGAUGAAGCGGCCUCAAAGGAGCAGGCAGCAGAGGCUGAAGAUGCCGCAAAGGAGACGGCAGCAGAGGCUGAAGCUGCCGCAAAGGAGACGAGUGCAAAGGCUGAAGCUGCCUCAAAAGAGCUGGCAGCAGAGGCGGAAGCAACACAGAAGGCAGCGGAGGCUGAAGCUGCCGCAAAGGAGACGGCUGCAGAGGCUGAAGCUGCCUCAAAGGAGCCGGCAGCAGAGGCGGAAGCAAAACAGAAGGCAGCGGAGGCUGAAGCUGCCGCAAAGGAGACGGCUGCAGAGGCACGCUGA
This is a messenger RNA of Effrenium voratum, 2757 nucleotides long. NCBI's taxonomy places the organism in Eukaryota, Dinophyceae, Suessiales, Symbiodiniaceae. The record is from the annotation of a GenBank genome assembly.